AUGCUAGGAGCCAAGUGUAGGAUGGACUAGUAGUAUUCCUUCAACAGAUUAACCCUACCAAUGCCGGCAAAUUCGCUUGAAACAACUCACCCAUUCAUCAUCGCAGGAGGGAAAUAUGUUCAAGUUAUGAUAUCAUGUGUAUUCAUGAUCCGUCAUAUCUUCUACAUCUCAGAUGUACCAAGCCUUCCCCAUUUCAGCUCCUUCUCCGGAUUUGCCUUUGCACAGACACAGUUUCCACGUCAAGACGCUCCGUAGAUCCCGCGAUCACCUGGCAGUCCACGUGAAUACAUCGUCAUCUGGUUCCUGCUCAAGCUCUGUAUGUGAAGCCGUUCGGAUCAACCAAGACCCUUCGCAUGAAAUAAACAUUUUGAUUUUGUUCGAUGCGACACAUAGGGUCAUGAACCUUAUAUCGACGACCCCCGGAGAGAGAGCCCAAAGUUUUUUCAUGCGAAGUCGACAACGGCAAUCUAGGGACAAGGCAAGGCCAAUCAAGGGCAUUGUUCGCUUCGUCGGAUGCGCAACCCCACAAGGCGUCUGUUUGCACGGGCUUCAACGAGGCGCCGUCGAUCUGAUCACCCACGCUACCCUGCCGUCUCCACCCCCCUUACCAAGAUCUCGCGAACGCCUUCCAAGAUUCCCAGCCCUGAUCUCGAAACAACGACUUCCCCCCUUGGUGACUUCAGACAGAACUGUGCUCUCAAGAACAUCAAUAAUGAAGAAAGUUCUUUUCCUCUGAUCAGAUUUAGCUUUUUCAGCCUCUUGUUCGAAACGCUGCCUUGGUUAGGAACUUCAUGCAUUCCCAGCCGAGGCCGGUGUCUAGAUCCUCCA
Molecule: messenger RNA, 828 nt
Organism: Mollisia scopiformis
Lineage: Eukaryota; Fungi; Ascomycota; Leotiomycetes; Helotiales; Mollisiaceae
Exons: 4
Coding region: 173-736 (187 amino acids)
Source: RefSeq, a predicted model, not a curated record